Messenger RNA from Nerophis lumbriciformis (worm pipefish), 1483 nucleotides. It is a transcript of the gene ube2ka, whose product is annotated as ubiquitin-conjugating enzyme E2Ka (UBC1 homolog, yeast). Lineage: Eukaryota; Metazoa; Chordata; Actinopteri; Syngnathiformes; Syngnathidae. Gene Ontology annotation, molecular function: protein binding. The record is from RefSeq and is a predicted model, not a curated record.
GGUGGAGGAUGCCAGUGCAGGUCACAUGGCUCCUUCUCAGACACACUUCAUGCAGUUAGCCAGUAAAAAAUGUUUUCAUUGCCUCCAGCCGUCCUUACUCUCCCACGUCCGAUGAGAGCACGCGUGUAGACGCCUUUUGAGGCCACACGGACACGCGGAAAACCACCGGCGGUCUCCAGGUGAAACAACGAAGCGGCGCUUCUUUUUUUUGGUUUUUGUUCCCCUAGAAGCGGCUCCUGUGGGGCACAGCAGCGAGCUAACGUCCGCCAGGCCGGGACUGAGGAGGCCCCAAACCGCACAGCAACACGGGGGAAACAUCAUGGCGAACAUCGCGGUUCAAAGGAUAAAACGGGAAUUCAAGGAGGUGCUGAAAAGCGAAGAGACGAGCAAAAACCAGAUUAAGGUGGAUCUGGUAGACGAGAACUUCACAGAACUUAAAGGGGAGAUAGCAGGGCCACCUGAUACACCAUAUGAAGGCGGUAGAUAUCAACUAGAAAUAAAAAUUCCAGAGACAUAUCCUUUCAAUCCACCCAAGGUGCGGUUUAUCACAAAGAUCUGGCAUCCCAACAUAAGUUCGGUCACUGGUGCAAUAUGUUUGGACAUUCUCAAAGACCAAUGGGCGGCGGCUAUGACGCUGAGAACAGUCCUCUUGUCACUACAAGCUUUAUUGGCAGCUGCAGAACCAGAUGAUCCACAAGAUGCUGUGGUAGCCAAUCAGUACAAGCAGAACCCAGAGAUGUUCAAACAGACAGCAAGGCUUUGGUCUCACGUCUACGCUGGCGCUCCCGUCUCUAGUCCGGAGUACACACGCAAAAUAGACAAACUCUGUGCCAUGGGCUUUGAAAAAAAUGCAGUAAUAGUGGCCUUGUCGUCAAAAUCCUGGGACGUGGAGACGGCAACAGAGCUACUGCUCAGUAACUGAAUCUUGACGGCAAAUUUUACAUCUCCUUCAUUUUCCCCCUCCUCACUCGCUCUCAUACAGCCUCCUCCAUCUUCCCCGCCGUCUCUUGGCGUCUCUCCGCUCCGCACCUUCUGUUUCACAGUGGACUCCGCCUCUCUCCCUGUUCAUCGCCUCUGCCGUGCCACACUCCAAUCAGCUGCUCGGUGAGCGAGCAUGACUGGUCCCCCUCCAAGGUCAUUCAACAUUCCGGUCAGUGUUACAAUCAGAAGUCUGACCACUUUAAAAAGCCCGCUUGUGAUGCCACGUCUCUCACUGCGUACGUAAGCAGCUUACCCUCACCUAUGCAGUGCAUUCACUUUUUGGUUUUGAAUAUUUUUUGUUUUUUUUGCGGGACACAGUGGAGCAGAAUGUUUUGGAUUAGCCCCUAAUUUGGGCCUGUUUCCACGCGCUGAGAUGAAAGGCAGAGUCCAAGGCAAAUGUAAUUAUUUGUUCUCCCCCCAAUAAGACUACCCAUAUAAUUAUCACAUGGACCUAAUGCAAUUAAAGAGGGUAGCUCAGUGUAAAUAAAAUUCUCAAAUUAGA